Molecule: messenger RNA, 3627 nt
Organism: Spodoptera littoralis (African cotton leafworm)
Lineage: Eukaryota; Metazoa; Arthropoda; Insecta; Lepidoptera; Noctuidae
Source: the annotation of a GenBank genome assembly
AUGGCAUGGCCCGGAGGCUCGGAGGCUGUGGAGCUGGAGGUGCAGCAUGUGAACAACAACAAUGGCGACCGGCUCGCUGUGCCACGGACUACUGUCGUUAAUGGACAACAAAGGACUAAUGAAGACGAGGCGACGACGUCCGGCCUGACAGACGGACCGCCGCUCGAGCAAAACAGAAUAAUCUUCGUGAACAGACCGCAGCCCAUAAAAUUCGUUAACAAUCGAAUAACUACGGCUAAAUACAGCGUUCCCUCGUUCAUUCCGCUGUUCCUGUUCGAGCAAUUCCGCCGCUACUCCAACUGCUUCUUCCUGCUGAUCGGGCUGCUGCAGCAGAUCCCUGACGUGUCUCCCACGGGACGCUGGACCACGGUCACACCGCUCUUCUUCAUCCUCUGCGUCAGCGCCCUCAAGGAAAUCGUUGAAGACUUCAAGCGUCACCGAGCAGACGAUGAGACGAACAGGCGGAAGGUGGAGGUGCUACGCGAGGGCCGGUGGUCCACCAUCCUCUGGCAGGACUUGAUGGUGGGGGACAUCUGCAAGGUCGUCAACAACCAGUUCUUCCCCGGAGACAUUGUCGUGCUGGCCUCCAGUGAACCACAAGGCAUCUCAUUCAUUGAGACCUCAAAUCUGGACGGGGAGACGAACCUGAAGAUUAGACAGGCGCACCAGGAGACGGUGCACCUGGACAAUACGCCAGCUCUCAUCGACUUCAGAGCCACCAUACAGUGCGAGCAGCCCAACCGACACCUCUACGAGUUCAAUGGAUUGCUUAAAGAUUCUAACAAUAAAACGAUACCUUUGGGCCUGGACCAGAUGUUACUGCGAGGCUCCAUGCUUCGCAACACAAACUACAUCUACGGCGUCGUCGUCUACACCGGACACGAAACCAAACUCAUGAAGAACUCCACCAAAGCCCCCCUGAAGCGGUCGUCGAUCGACCGUCAGACAAACACACACAUCCUGUUGCUGUUCUUGAUCCUGUUGACGCUGUCGCUGGUCAGCGCCGCCUUCAACGAGCUCUGGAUGCGCGCGCACAGCGACUGGUAUAUUGGACUCGAAGACGCGCAGAAUGCACAUUUCGUAUUUAACUUUUUGACAUUUUUAAUAUUGUACAACAACCUUAUACCUAUAUCGUUACAAGUUACUGCAGAAAUAGUUAGAUUUUUUCAAGCGAAGUUCAUAUCGAUGGACAGUGAGAUGUACCACGCGGCCACGGACACGCCCGCCAUGGCGCGCACCUCCAACCUCAACGAGGAGCUCGGCAUGGUGCAGUACAUCUUCAGCGACAAGACCGGGACUCUCACCUGCAACGUCAUGGAGUUCCGCAAAUGUAGCAUCGGAGAGAUAAUAUACACGGUCAAGGGUCCCGACGAGAAGCUGGAGGACACGUUGCUGUACCAGAACAUGCAGCGCAACCACCCGACGGCGCCCGUCAUCCGGGAGUUCCUCACCAUGCUGGCCAUCUGCCACACCGUCAUACCCGAGCAAGUGGGCGACCAGCUCAACUACCACGCCGCCUCGCCAGACGAGCGCGCGCUGGUGCUGGGCGCGGCGCAGUGGGGCUACGUGUUCGACCAGCGCACGCCGCGCUCCGUGCGCAUGCGCGCGCCGCACGCCGUGGAGGAGUACACCGUGCUCAACGUGCUCGACUUCACCUCGGCGCGCAAGCGCAUGUCCGUCAUCGUGCGCACGCCCACCGGUGAGAUCAAGCUAUACUGUAAGGGCGCGGACACAGUGAUCUACUCGCGCCUGGCGGGCGGCGAGCACGCUCAGUACGCCGACACUACGCUCUCACACCUCGAGCUCUUCGCCUGCGACGGACUACGGACGCUCUGCUUCGCCGUCGCGGAUAUAUCUGAACAGUUCUAUCAGGACUGGGCGAACACGUACCACAAGGCCAGUAUCGCGAUACAGGACCGCGAGCGCAAGCUGGAGGAGGCCGCCAUGCUCAUUGAGAACAACUUGAGGCUGCUCGGGGCCACUGCCAUUGAAGACAAGCUGCAGGACGGCGUCCCCGAGACGAUAGCGGCGCUGCUGAAGGCCAACAUCAACGUGUGGGUGCUGACGGGCGACAAGCAGGAGACCGCCAUCAACAUCGGACACUCCGCGCGCCUGCUGCACGCCGCCAUGCCGCUCGUCAUACUCAACGAGGACAGCCUCGACGGCACCCGCGAAUGCAUAAACCGUCACACUGCAGAGUUCGGUGACAACUUGCUGAAGCAGAAUGACGUGGCUCUCAUCACGGAUGGCAAGACCCUCAAGUACGCGAUGGGAUGUGACCUGAAGAAGGACUUCCUCGACCUGUGCGUAUCCUGCAAGGUGGUUAUCUGCUGCCGAGUGUCGCCCAUACAGAAAGCUGAGGUGGUAGAGCUGGUGUCAUCGUCGACGGGCGCCGUGACGCUGGCCAUUGGCGACGGCGCCAACGACGUGGCCAUGAUACAGCGCGCCUCCGUCGGCGUCGGCAUCUCCGGCGUCGAGGGGCUGCAGGCCGUCUGUGCCUCGGACUACAGUAUUGCACAGUUCCGCUUCCUCCUCCGUCUCCUGCUGGUGCAUGGCGCGUGGAACUACUCCCGCAUCAGUAAGCUGAUCCUGUACUCCUUCUACAAGAACAUCUGCCUCUACGUCAUCGAGCUCUGGUUCGCCAUAUACUCCGCUUGGUCUGGACAAAUUAUAUUCGAACGCUGGACGAUAGGUUUCUACAAUGUAAUCUUUACCGCUUUGCCGCCCUUCGCUAUUGGACUCUUCGAUAAGCUCUGUUCUCCUGAAAUCAUGCUGAGGCACCCGGUGCUGUACGUGCCGUCGCAGCAGGGCCUGCUGUUCAACGUGCGCGUGUUCUGGGUGUGGGCCGUCAACUCCAUCCUGCACUCCGUGCUGCUGUUCUGGCUGCCCAUGCUCAUGCUCAGCCACGCCGUCGUCUGGCCCGCCGGCCGGGACGGAGGGUACCUGCUCAUGGGGAACAUCAUCUACACCUACGUGGUGCUGACGGUGUGCCUGAAGGCAGGCCUGACCACUCACUCGUGGACGUGGGUCACUCAUGUCGCCAUCUGGGGCUCCGUCGUCAUGUGGUUCAUAUUCGUACUCAUCUACAGCAACGUGUUCCCGACGGUGAUGAUCGGCGCAGUGAUGCAGGGCAUGGACCGCAUGCUGUUUACCUCGCUGGUGUUCUGGCUCGGCCUCAUACUCAUUCCCGUCGCCACGCUCAUCCCCGACAUGCUCGUCACUGUCAUCCACAACUCCAUGUUCAAGUCGAUGACCGAGGCCGUGCGUGAGAGCGAGAUAAAGCAGCGCGACCCCAGCGCACUGCUCACACACCCGAGACACUCCCUCACGGAGACGGCGCGGCUGCUGCAGAACGUUCGCAGCGUGUUCAGCCGGCGCUCCGCCACGCGCGCCACCAUGGAGCUUGAGCUGUCGCGUGAGUACCUCCAUGGAACCGACUCAUGGACUGCUAAUGCAGAGGCAUCAGACGAGCCCCCGAGAGUGUUCCCCUCGGCUCGAGUACAUAUUAGCAUUCCAUCAGUUUCCUACUCCGUGGCCACACCACGCACCGCUAACGCGUUAAACACACAUAGAGACACUGUUUAUUUACCGCAGACCUCUUGGAGGACUUGUCAAGGUAUUCAUUGA